Messenger RNA from Tripterygium wilfordii, 1120 nucleotides. RefSeq lists its product as uncharacterized. The transcript is spliced from 5 exons. The coding region runs from base 242 to 916 and encodes 224 amino acids. Lineage: Eukaryota; Viridiplantae; Streptophyta; Magnoliopsida; Celastrales; Celastraceae. The record is from RefSeq and is a predicted model, not a curated record.
AGCUUCCAAGAAAGUGAGAGAGAAAAUAUAGAUCCUCACAGAAAGUGCGCAAGCUAGCAAAAUCCGGUUCCGGUAUCGCGCGAUGCCCGAACCGCAUCGUCAGUAUUUUCUUUUUCUUAGGGUUUUCUUUCUUCAUCACUAUAUAAGUAAACGAAUAAACGAAGCUUCUUCUCACUUGUCAGCUUUGAUUCUCAAGCACUGACGAGAAAUCAAAGGGAGAUUUGCAGAAGGAUCAUAUCCCAUGGAUAAUCACUUUGACUUCACUUUAGAGGAUGAUAAGGAGGUGGCAUCUCCAAAAAGGGAGGAACAAUUCACUAUGUCGAAUCAAGAGAAAUAUCAAGCAAGCGAUGAUCAACUUUCCGGACAAUCUCGGCUGUCCAAUACUGGAAGAAGAAGUCAAGGAGUUAUUACUCAAGAACAACAACGUGAAAGAAAGAGAGAGAUUGAUAAGGCAUUCCGCCAGCGAAGAAAGGAACAAGAAAUUAAAAUGAAGGAGAAUUUGCAUAUUCUCAAUGAAGAGAACACAAGUCUAAAGAGGGAAAAUCAAGUCUUGAUGACGGAAAAAGACUCCAUGGCUCAAAAUUUGCAGGCAGCGGGCAAGGAAACCCAACAACUUCAAUCCGAAAUCGUUACUUUGAAUCGCAAUAUUGCUAAUGGGCAACAUUUUGUGGAUUUAUAUUCGAAUCAACUGGUUGCUAGCAACACUUCCCAUCGCGUGAUUGAACUCAGACAACUUGAGAUCGACAAUUAUAUCUUAAGACAAACUGACUGGGAGAACUGGGACUCAGAAAAACAACUUCUUCUGCAAAACAUUGCAGGAUUGGAAGUUGAAAACAAGUGGCUCAAACUACAACAUCAAGCCUUAAGUGAGUUCGUAAACAUUAAUGAGGAUGGCCAACAAGGAUACACAGCAUAAUCUAUAAUGUAUAUAAAUGUAGCCAACUAAUUAUCAGCUAAGCAACUGCGUAUUUUCUGGCUAAUUCUUUAUAAUAUAUAGUUUAUGUAAAUGUAUUCAGGUAAUAAGCUAAAAAAAUUGUGUAUUCACUUCAUAAAUUCUUUAUUUUAGGUUAAAUGUAAUCAAAGUACUGUUUAUCAGUUAAACAACUGGGUAUUUGUUAGC